Messenger RNA from Seriola dumerili (greater amberjack), 2275 nucleotides. RefSeq names its product solute carrier family 22 member 5-like. The transcript is spliced from 11 exons. The coding region runs from base 668 to 2275 and encodes 535 amino acids. Gene Ontology annotation, biological process: transmembrane transport. Gene Ontology annotation, cellular component: membrane. Lineage: Eukaryota; Metazoa; Chordata; Actinopteri; Carangiformes; Carangidae. Gene Ontology annotation, molecular function: transmembrane transporter activity. The record is from RefSeq and is a predicted model, not a curated record.
GUUUUGUUUUUUGUUUGAUUUUUCUUAAGACAGACAAAAAGCUGUUUAUCAGGCAGGCAAAUCUCUUAAAUAAACAAGUUACAGAAUGUAUUUUGGCUACAUAAGGAUUAUAUAUACUGAUUUUUUUUUUCUGUUUUUUUAAUCUUAUUUAUGUUUUCAUAUACAAGCUAUGAAGCUUUUUAAAAAGCUGGUAAUACAUUUUUCAGUUGUCAAAUAAAAGUUCCAAAGUUCAUGUCUGUUGAGGACACCUGACAAGCACCCAGUCAUACUGUAACUUUUUACUACCUUUGUAUCUAUAACUUGGCAGUGACAAAAAAAAAAAAGAACUUGAUAACUCAAGAUAUUUUAUGGCAUUUGCCUGAUCAGAAACACGUUUCUGUUACAGUUUGAAUAAGGGUCAGUUUGGGUCAAAUAUUAAUUGAAAUAUUGCAGUUAUUUGUUAUUGCAAAUAAAAUCAAUAACAUUUUUGCACCUCUAGCCGCUGUGGCUAUAUUAUUUACUGCCCAGGUCACAGUAGUAAACAGCAGUCAUAAGUAGGUGAGGAAUAUUAUCUCAGGAAUAGUUUUAUUUAGUACAGGGAGUGGCUAGCUGGCAGGUGGGUGGUGGCAAGUAAAAAGUAGUCUACAAGAAUAAAGAUUGUGGAGGGCACAGCUAGGAUUUGGGGAUCAUGAAGGAUUAUGAUGACACCACAGCAUUCCUGGGUCAGUGGGGACCUUUUCAGCAGAUUGUUUUCUUCUUGCUUUGUGCCAGCAUCUUUCCCAAUGGUUUUGGUGCUUUCUCUCUUGUCUACCUGACUGACAUUCCCAGUCACCACUGCCUGGUUCCAGAGGUUAACCUAACCCAAGAUUGGCAGGAAGGUAUAAUCCCAGUAAAGGUGGUGAAUGGGAAAGAGGAGCUGAGCAGAUGCAGCAGAUACAGGCUGGAUGUGGUCAGAAAUCUCUCUGCUCAGGGAUACAUUCCUGGCAGGGAUGUCAACCUCACAGACCUGGAGCAGGAGGACUGUGUGGACGGGUGGAGCUACAGCACAGACAUCUACCAAUCCACCAUAGUUUCUGAAUUUGACCUGGUGUGCGGUGAGCAGUGGAAGCAGCCGUUCACCUCCACGGUUUACUUCCUAGGAGUUCUUGUUGGAUCCUUCUUGUCAGGACAGCUCUCAGACAGAUUUGGAAGAAAGCCUGUUCUGUUUGCAACCGUGGCAGUUCAGACAUUUUUUACGUUUGUUGAAAUCUUCUCACCUUCUUGGACAGUGUUCUCCAUCCUCCUCUUCAUCAGUGGUUUGGGACAGAUCUCCAACUAUGUGUCCGCUUUUGUACUGGGUACUGAAAUCUUGACUGGCAAUGUGCGGGUCCUGUUUUCAUCUAUGGGUGUAUGUCUGGCCUUUGCCUUUGGUUACAUGAUGCUGCCUCUCUUCGCUUACUUCUUAAGGGACUGGCGCUCUCUCCUGUUGGCUUUGUCUGUGCCUGGCCUGCUCUACUUUCCCCUCUGGUGGUUUGUCCCAGAGUCUCCUCGAUGGCUGCUCUCUCAGGGACGAGUGGAGGAGGCUGAGACCAUAGUGAGAGAUGCUGCUAAGAGGAACCAAGUUGAGGCACCAGAGGUCAUCUUUGAUAAUUACAAUGCUGAUGAGACAGAGACGCACCCUAAGGAGCAUUUCAACAUCUUCAGCCUGCUAAGGACCAGAAACAUCAGAAACACAACUGUCAUUCUUUGCAUGGUGUGGUUCAGUCUGAGUGCUGGCUACUUUGGCCUGUCCCUGAACACAUCCCGACUCCAUGCAAACCCCUAUAUAAGCUGCUUCAUCUCAGCAGCUGUAGAGGUGCCUGCAUACAUUUCCAGCUGGCUGGCUCUGCGAUACCUUCCUCGACGACUGUCUGUCAUCUGUAUCUUGCUCCUUGGAGGGGUGUCACUGUACUUGAUUCAACUGGUGCCUCAAAGUUUAUCAGAUCUGUCUGUUGCACUGGAGAUGCUGGGUAAAUUUGCUAUUACCACUGGUACCGCCCUGCUGUUCGCCUACACCGCAGAACUUUACCCAACGGUGCUCAGGAACACAGCGACAGGCACAUGUACAACUGUUUCCAGAAUUGGCAGCUGCAUUUCACCUUUUUUGCUCCAGCUGAGUGUAUACUCUGAGUACCUGCCUUAUAUUAUACUGGGGACUCUGGCUGUUGUGUCUUCCUUUGCCUCCCUCUUCCUUCCAGAGAGUUUUGGACAACCUCUGCCUCAAACUAUUCAGCAGAUGCAUCAGAGAGAAAGGAGGUUCCAGGUUCUCCCAAGUUAA